This is a messenger RNA of Fusarium verticillioides 7600, 267 nucleotides long. RefSeq lists its product as hypothetical. The coding region runs from base 1 to 267 and encodes 88 amino acids. The transcript is spliced from 2 exons. NCBI's taxonomy places the organism in Eukaryota, Fungi, Ascomycota, Sordariomycetes, Hypocreales, Nectriaceae. The record is from RefSeq and is a predicted model, not a curated record.
AUGAACGAGUACUCCAAGUGCAUCACGAUUACUCAGACCGCUGCGAUCAUGUCGAACACCGCCGGGGCCCCCGUUCACUGUUCCAGGGAGGAACAUGGCCUCAGGCUUCAUCACAUGCAGCAGAACAUCGAGACCCGUACAUCGCUCCAGUUCACUGUGGUGUGCCUCUUACCGUCCCCCAAGGUCCCUGAGCUCGAUAACUAUCACCAGCAACAGGGUCAAGCCGAACAUCAUAGUAUCCGACCACAAAGAACUUCAACCGCGUGA